UGCCAGAAGAGACUUCAAACUUGUGCCUGCCUUGUCUGAAGCAAUCCUGCCCAAGGGUUGGCUUCCGCAGCUGGAUUGCACAUUUGCCCAAUUUUCAGGCUUUCUGAAGAUGUUCUUGCAGAGUGCUGUGGGGGUAACUUUCUACACAUCAGUUAAUGCAGAAUAAGAUUGUUUUCCCUACAUGGGAUCCUCUUUUUCAGAGCUGUAAAAAUAUCAGGAGGGUGGAAAUGUCUUGCAAGGACUUCCAGGAGAGCAGAUUGAGGCUGUUGGACUCCCUUAAUGGUCAGCGCUGGAUAUUCCUGAAAAAAGGCCUAGAUGACUUCAGAAAUGGCUUUCCCCCUUCAUGUGAUAACAUGAUUGUGUAUGGCAGGAAGCAGCCUGCCUCAGUUACCCUUCAAAACAGCACACUGAAGUCUUUGCCUGCAGCUUCAACCAAGGAAAGGAACAAGUGUGGAAAAGUGCAGGUCUGCCUAUCGAAGCUCAGCCCACUGCAGCAAGCCAGGAGAGAGUAUGUUGCACAGAUAGAGCGCUGUCUGAAUGAGCGUUCCAGAAGGUUCUGCCCAUGCUUGGGAAAAAACAUUUCCCCAAAGGGAGAAGGGAACUGCAAUGUUGAUGAAGAUACCCCUAAGGGCUUGCUCAACACCAGCUGUGAAAGGGGGGCCACUGUCCCUUUGCCUUCCUAUGCUGUGAAAUACAACAAUGUGGAAACAGAGCAGCUAAAGAGUCAGGAGAUCUCGCUUCCCCCAUUAGCUGUUGGGAGUUAUCACCUCGGGAGCCUGCCCUGCCAGGAUAAGGUCCCUUCCCAAACAAAAAGAGGUAAGAUCAAAUAUGGAGCAUGGUAUCUUGAUCCUGAAAUGUGGAGAAAACGGAAGGCAAACGGACCUUUAAAAGUUCCAGAAGCGGCAGUCAGUAGCUUUGGGAAUGCACAGAACUGGUCUGAAAAGGAGAUGAAAAUUGCACAGCUCCACAUCACACAGGCCUUUAAAGAAUUCCUGGAAAGAAAGGGCUACAGAGAUCCUCAGUUCCUUCCAAAAAUGCCAGCUGGGGGAAAUGAUUGCAGAGUUCCAGAGGAGACACCCAGAGCUUGCAGGGAAGUGUCUAAAGAAAUAGGACAAAAUAAGAGAAGGUUCCGUCAUGCCCAUGAAUUAAGGCAGAUUUCUAAACUUCAUUAAAACUACUAGAAGCUGGUAGCUGAACUGCUCCUAAAAUAAUAUUCUUCCACUAGAAUAACUUAGAGGUAGUUUUAAGUUACUUGUGAAAUGGCUGGUUAGUUUGAAGAUUGGAUUUGGACUCCCACAUCCCAGGCACAAACCACUUGACUAGCUUAGCAGUGCUUGGCCUUGGCUAGAAGGCGUGAUGAUGUCUGGUGCUAAAACGUACUGGCUUAGUCAAAGACCCUGGUCCACAAACAACUUGUUGCUUUUGAGGCAUCCAUAUCAUGAUUCCUGCUUUACAGAAUAGAAAUAAGUGAUCAUUGAAUUCUCUAAGGCAUAACUGGCUGAAAUCCAUAUACCUGUGGGGGAAAAAAAAUGAAGCCUUCCACCUGACAGUGUACAAAGCAGAAAGACCUCACCAUGGACAAGCACUGCCCUGACAAAAGCAGACUUAAUACAAUAAGGCCACUAAUAAUCAUUGCCUGUUAUGUAUUACUAUACCACAACCACCUAAUAAAGGCAGCUGAAGCCUUUACUGUGCAGGAACAGGGCUGCCCUUUGGCUCAUUGCUGAGUUAAACUGCAGCUUUGUAUGGUUGGUUAUGCUUUCUUGGCUGAAUUCCUUCCUGUAAAGCAAUGGCUUUGAGCACAAGGAUUUGUUUUGCUCAGCGUUGAUAUGUGCUAUAAUUUCUACUGCUCAUUAGACUUUUUGGACAAACUGGAGAUGGUAUUAUGAGAACAAGUUCCUAUGCUUUAAAAGACUUCUAUAAAACCUGGUAAGAAGUUCCUAUAACUUGUUUUGCCUAAGCAACAGGACAGUAUUCAUACAAGGAGGACAGACCUGGGAAGGAUGAAGUCUAGAAGUAGUUGGUGAGGAGAUAAGAUAGAAACAUAUUCCUACAAGUCUGAGAGAAAAUGAAUUUAGCUUAAAUGCACGGAGAUGAACUCUUAAAGAAACAUCAAAUGCAGAUAAAGAACCAGCCUCAUCUGUGAAGCAAAGAUGGAGCCGGUGGGAAACUGUUGCAAGCCCAUGUGGGAAGCUUUGUCCCAGCAUGGUCACUUGGAGAAGGAAACAGUGGAGUUGAGGCCAAGGGAGGCUUCUUACCUUCAGCAUCAGGAUUCGCCUCAAGAUCCUGCUUUGAAGCAGUGGCCAUGGCAUCUGACAAACAGGAUCUUUCAAAGCAGGGUAUGGUUGUGUUGGCACAUCUACGAGAACUCCCAGCAAGAGGAUUUUCUCUCAUCAGUCGAUACCUCUUCCACUGGCUAGAAGGUCGCAGACUCUCCCCACUGUGCUCUAAGCGAUAGGUAGACCUCAUCUUCUUCUGUUCUACUGUCCUGGUCUUUCAGGCGAAGCAUUUUUAUACCACUCGGAAAUCAACUUAGACGAGCAGCUCAUCAGUGGGGAGAUCCCCACCGCAGCCACAGGAGAUGAUCGACUGGCUGGGCAGUGCUAACCAGGCACCACCGGACCCCAGCUAUGACAUGUUCCCAUUGUAAGUUGAGAGGAGGGUAUGUGCCCCUCACACGUCCUGGCAAUGCUCAGGGGAGGGUGCGUGCACAGGGUGUCCUUCCCUGCUCGGUGUACAGUGUGCUUGUCUGUGAUGGCCCUGGGAAGGGGUAAACAGUGAACCUGGACACUGCUGCUGGAGAGAGGGAAACAUGCAGGGAUUUGCCAUGAAAUGGUAAGAAACCCCUGUUGCGAGCCUUAAGCUGUGCUUGGUGGCUGAAGUGCUGCUUUGACCUUAACUGAGGGGGUUACCCAAUUCCUCUCUCGCACAUCAGGACUGUUCUAGGAGCCCAAACCCUAGUUGGGAUCUGGCCUCUAAAUAAAGGUCUCUGACCUCCCCCGUGUAGCAGCUGUGUCACUUUUCAUUGCAUGGUAUGUUGUCUUCCAGGUCCCCAAGGGAACAAAUGCCGAAAAGCACCACAGCAAGAAGGCAGUCGGGUGACCCGGCAGGGAAAGGUAAGUGGCCCUUACAGUGGCUGUGGCUUGCUCAGAGAACUCCAGUCCUGAGUUUCUGGUGUUCUCUUAACACUGAAUUGCAGUUGGACAGCUGAGUAUCUUAUUCGGAGAGUAACCAUCUUUUGGCUACAUCUCCUGUAGUUUAAGCAUGUUAUUCAAUAUGAAACUCGGUCAAAAUGGGGUAGAAUAGCACAUGGGUCACCCAGAGGCCUCUUCAGUGUUCCUGGUGCUGGGUGAUACCUACUUGCUGUGCAAGCAGAUGGAUUUGAAAUAGCUUGUUCGCUAGCUGGUUUUCCCCAGAGCCUCUAGUCUCUUCACCCAUAAUGAGCCAGCCUUGGGUUUUACAUACGCACAGUCAUACCUCUCCAAAGUGGUUGCUUUUGCAUCCCUCUAUUUCUAAAGGCUGCUAAAAUGAAGUUCAGUGCCAUUGCUGUGUGGCACUGCUGCUCCCACUGUGUUCAGCCUGCUUAGAGGCACCAAACAGAGUCAUUUUUGUGUAAGAUGGGGGACAGUUUGUAGUGACCUCUGAUGGACCUCAGUGCUGGGAACUUACCUACUCUGUUUGUGCCUUGGAGAGAAAGAAGGAACAGGCUACGAAACAUCAUGCCUGUUGUCUCUGUGGAGGAUUUCAGUGUCACUGUGACUUACAAGCUUUGGUCCUAACAGGUGGAUUCCUUUUGAGUUAAAGCAUGGAUCAGUGAGGAAGCAGAUGCACCAUGCAAGCUCAUGUCUCCUUUUUUUAUUUCCAGGUCUAAAGCUGCUGGAUUUCAUGACCAACAGACCCUGCUGCUAGAGGGUGAAAGGGUUAGCGCUCAAAGCCUGUGGCAGCAACAGCAGAGCUGGGAUGGAGGAACAGCAUGUGGACUCCCAAAGUUGGACUGUAAGUUUGCAGAUUGUUGGCUGCUAUUGGCAGCAGCUUAGCUGUCACACAAAGCUGUGUGCAAGACCAAACAAGGAUGGUACUGACUGGCAGACCCCAAAGUGUCUAGUCCAUAAAAUGUAAUGUAAAUAGUAUUACAUGUUUUCUGCCUAAGACUGCUUAGAGCUUCCUUCCUGUCCCUACAAUGUGCUGUUCUUGUCUGCUUCCAUUCUACUCCGUUCUUUUCUGAGAUCCUUAGAGUCCUCUUAGAGUAACUGUGAAAAAGGCACUGAAACCACGUAAAAGGAUGGCUCAGAGACCAUACAAAUCACCUGCUGGUUACAAAUGCUCUUUCUGUGACAACUAGCAGCAGAAUGCCUACUGAAGAUGAUUUGCUGUGGGGUUUCUUGAUCAAAAAGGAAAUUGCUGCACUCGCCUGCUUUGGGCAGUGGAGAAAGCCACUCGAGCAUGUGGGAGAUGGUGUUCUUUCUACUGCUCUCACUGUUUUCUUCAUCCCUCUACAGCACGUCCCACUGUAGCAUGUGCCCAUGAAGCUCUUUAGAGCAGGGCUGGGUUUUUUGUCUCUGUAGAGCACAACUGGCCAGCUGUACAAACACCCCUGCAAAACAUGCCUGCGGUGCAAGCCCAGUCAUACUGCAGCAUGCCCCACCAAGGCCAAAACACACAUUCCUAUCUGACACAUGGAGAUGGGUAUUAUUUGGAGUUAUGUUGCUCGUCUCUUUAUACCCCUUAUUCUAAUCUCUCUUGCUCUGCACAUGUCCUCUCUGCCAGCUCAUCCCUCAACAUGAACGCUUCCCUCAGAAGCUCACUAGGAAAGCCUCUGUGGUCUCUCCCAGCUUGAGCCUUGGUCUUUCUUUUUCCCUGUAGGCAGUCUCUGGCUUGUCUUUCACACAGAUCUUCGUCUGAUAUGUCACUGUGUUCUGUGUAAUGCUAUGUGCAAUUCUAAGCCCUUAAUCCAAAGAGCCAAAGCCAAUAUACUAUUCAGAUCCUAUUGGGUUUGGGCGUUGUCCCAAAACCUUUGGGAGCAGGUUUUAAUUAAUCCUGUAAAACUACAUUAAUGUAUUCUUCUAUGAAUGUGCAGAAUAUGGGUGUUGAUUGUAUUCUAAAAAUAUUGUCCUGGUUUACUUCCUGGUGUAAUGCUCUUGGCUGCAGUAGGUCAUAGGUCAUAGAGCAGGAUCAUAGAAUCACCAGGUUGGAAAAGACCUCUUGGAUCAUCAAGUCCAGGCAUUCCUAUCAACCACUAAACCAUAUCCCUGAGCUCCUGAUCUAUCUGUCUCUUAAAUACCUCAAGGGAUGGUGACCACAGUAACCACAGAACUUAUGGGUACUCCAUGUUUUUUUUUUUAAAUUAAAAUUAUAGAGCUUGCAUGAAAGGAGACAGUUUUAUCAGCGAUAUUUCAUGUAUCACCCAGUGAAGUUCCUUGGGAGAAAACACGGUUAAAUACAGAUUUCCUAAUGCCAUUCCAGUAUUUGGGCUUUUUCUAGUGCAAGAUGGAGUGCCAUGCAGUGUUCCCUCCUCACCAACACUGGUGUGGAGACUUUGACAAAACUGCUUAUCCUCCAGUACUGGUUCAUCCUGUAAUACAUGGUGAAGCCCAACAGAAUCCAGUCCCAGACCAGUGAAGAAGCAAAUGAGCUCUAAAAUAGCUGUUUAAACUCUCCUGCAGGUGCAAGCUGUUUCAAUAAGUUAGGAAGUGGCUCAAUUAACCCAAAAACACAUUCGUUUCAACAUAAGUAGUAAAACCAGCACUCUGGUAGGUGUGUGCAACUCAAAUUUGACUUCCCCUCUAAGCUGCCACUGUGCAUGCAUGAAUGGGGAAAACCAGAUUGGGCUCUGUGCUGAACAGACACAGAAUCUCUCUGUUUUGUGCCUUUUCAGCAGCUGGAUUACACAGCUGGUCACUUUUCACAGGAAGCAGCACUUGCCAAGAGCCUGCUUUGUUAGGCAACAAAAUGCCCUUUCCCAGAAGCUGGAGGAAAAUACAGGAUGUUGUUGGGCUGGUUAUCCUUCAGCACAGAUUUAAUCAGGUGGACCACAUCCACCACAUGGAUGAGGAUGUUUUUAGAUGGGUAUAGAGAUGGGCAAUUAGGAAGGCCAGUAGCUAUCCCCUGUUCAUGGCACCAAGGAGUGUGCCGGAUGAUGGGCUCAUCCCAGUCUAAACUGAGUCUGCAAGAAAUUCAGUUGAGUUGCAGGAUAAACUACAGUUUAAUCAGAAAUAAGUUGGCUGAAACCACAUGAUGAGAUUACCGGGAGGAUUUAAAAGCCUUCAGAUCUAGCAGGCAAGGGUACUGCAAGCUUCCUAGCACUGCAGAAAAGCAACCAUGCACAUUUGUGGUUUGCUGCCUCAGAAACCCAAUGAAAACCAGCUAAUCGUGAAGUCUUAAAUUUGCAGCUACACAUCAAUU
Cuculus canorus (common cuckoo) is the source of this 6402-nucleotide messenger RNA. It is a transcript of the gene FAM47E, whose product is annotated as family with sequence similarity 47 member E. The record is from RefSeq and is a predicted model, not a curated record. Bases 156 to 1172 code for a protein of 338 amino acids. The transcript is spliced from 7 exons. NCBI's taxonomy places the organism in Eukaryota, Metazoa, Chordata, Aves, Cuculiformes, Cuculidae.